GCCUUGUGGGAGGGGCGGCCGGUGCAGCCGCGGCUGCCAUCUUAGCAAUUCCUGGCGUUGCGGCCUUGUCGUUGGCGGCGGCCUUCGUGGCGGCCGUCGGCCUCAGGGGGAGGCAGAAAGUCAGCUCGCUGAUAGCUCUCCUUCCCCAAGCCUCGACAAGACUGCCAGCCCCCUUCCGGAAGCAGAGACGAGGGCAGCCGGGCACGUGCGGGGCCCGAAGCCAGCGGUUAGUCACAGCGUCGCCCGGAAGGAUGGGCCGGUCUCGGAGCCGGAGCUCGUCCCGCUCCAAACACACCAAGAGCAGCAAACACAACAAGAAGCGGAGCCGGUCCCGGUCGCGGUCUCGGGACAAGGAGCGCGUGCGAAAGCGCUCCAAGUCCCGGGAAAGUAAACGGAACCGGCGGCGGGAGUCGCGGUCCCGCUCGCGCUCCACCAACACGGCCGUGUCCCGGCGCGAGCGGGACCGGGAGCGCGCCUCGUCCCCGCCCGACCGCAUCGACAUCUUCGGGCGCACGGUGAGCAAGCGCAGCAGCCUGGACGAGAAGCAGAAGCGAGAGGAGGAGGAGAAGAAAGCAGAGUUCGAGCGGCAACGAAAAAUUCGGCAGCAGGAAAUAGAAGAAAAACUCAUCGAGGAAGAAACGGCACGAAGAGUGGAAGAAUUGGUGGCAAAAAGGGUGGAGGAAGAAUUGGAGAAAAGGAAGGACGAGAUUGAGCGAGAAGUGCUCCGAAGGGUCGAGGAGGCCAAGCGCAUCAUGGAAAAGCAGUUGCUCGAAGAACUCGAGCGACAGAGACAAGCUGAGCUUGCAGCGCAAAAAGCCAGAGAGGAGGAAGAACGUGCAAAACGUGAGGAGCUAGAGCGAAUACUAGAAGAGAAUAACCGAAAAAUUGCAGAAGCACAAGCCAAACUGGCUGAAGAACAGUUGAGAAUUGUUGAAGAGCAGAGAAAGAUUCAUGAGGAAAGGAUGAAACUAGAACAAGAGCGACAGCGUCAACAAAAAGAAGAACAAAAAAUUAUCCUGGGCAAGGGGAAGUCCAGGCCAAAACUGUCCUUCUCAUUAAAAACCCAGGAUUAAAUUGCAAACUCUGAACUUUUUACAAAGAAAAAAUGGAAAAACUUUGUAUGGUAGCUUCAUGUUGAAGUGGUUUUUUUUUGUUUUGUUUUGUUUUUGUUUUUUUAAUUUGGAAAAUCUGGAAAGUUAGCUUGUUCUAAUAGGGGCUAUGCUCUGCAAUUCCUUUUUUUCCCCUCCCCCCCUUUAAUGUCCAUUAAGUCAAAUCCUUAUCAGAUCAUUGCUAUCUUCCAAAAAGCGAUAUUUUUUCACCUGUUGGAUUCUGUAUUGGUGAUCUGAAGAAGAGGAGAUCACUUUGUAAACUAUGGAUGGUCUGAUAAGGUUUUUACUGACCCACUGACUUCAGAGUUAUACUCUGUGUACUACAUCAUAAUGCUGGUUUUGCUGACUUUUUGUUUUUUUAUAUAUUUAUAAAAAAAGAAAAAGUUGGUAAUUGCAUUGGAAGCGCCCAGGGUGUUACUGGACCUUUGUGGUGUAUUGUUAACCAGUGUCCUCGUGAUACUGUAACUCUUGAUGUUCCUGACACAGGUAAGGAAACAGUUGGUCAGCUCUGAUACAAAAUACAUAUACAGUUCAGUAUUGUCUCUGUUCAACUUGUUUUUAUUUCAUUGAUGAAAUCAAACCAGCAUUCCCCAUUGUGUAAAUAAAUGAUUUUGCUGAAUAAAGUAAAGUCUUAAAUUCA
This is a messenger RNA of Mesoplodon densirostris (Blainville's beaked whale), 1749 nucleotides long. RefSeq names its product arginine and glutamate rich 1 (gene ARGLU1). The transcript is spliced from 4 exons. The coding region runs from base 252 to 1073 and encodes 273 amino acids. Gene Ontology annotation, cellular component: nucleoplasm; mitochondrion. Gene Ontology annotation, molecular function: cadherin binding. The record is from RefSeq and is a predicted model, not a curated record. Lineage: Eukaryota; Metazoa; Chordata; Mammalia; Artiodactyla; Ziphiidae.